Molecule: messenger RNA, 1587 nt
Organism: Naumovozyma dairenensis CBS 421
Lineage: Eukaryota; Fungi; Ascomycota; Saccharomycetes; Saccharomycetales; Saccharomycetaceae
Gene: CHK1
Product: serine/threonine protein kinase CHK1
Exons: 1
Coding region: 1-1587 (528 amino acids)
Biological process (GO): protein phosphorylation; mitotic G2 DNA damage checkpoint signaling
Cellular component (GO): nucleus; cytoplasm; site of double-strand break
Molecular function (GO): ATP binding; protein kinase activity
Source: RefSeq, a predicted model, not a curated record
AUGAAUGUCUCUGAUAACACCCAAUUUCCUAAAAUCAAAGACGUAGUCUUAGGUGAUACCAUAGGUCAAGGAACUUUUGGUUGUGUCAAAAAUGCUCAUUUAAAAAUAGACCCCAAAGUCAUAAUAGCUGUCAAAUUUAUUCAUAUUCCAACAUGUAAAAAGAAUGGACUAUCUGAUAAAGAUAUCACAAAGGAAGUUAUCCUACAUUCCAAAUGUUCCAAACACCCAAAUGUAUUAAGAUUAAUCGAUUGUAAUAUUUCAAAUGCUUAUAUGUGGAUCGUUAUGGAAAUGGCUGAUGGUGGUGAUUUAUUUGAUAAAAUUGAACCUGAUAUCGGUGUUGACUCAGAAGUGGCACAGUUUUAUUUUCAACAAUUAAUAAGAGCUAUUUCUUACCUACAUGAUGAAUGUGGGAUUGCCCAUAGAGAUAUUAAACCGGAAAAUAUUCUUUUGGAUAGGAAUGGUAAUUUGAAAUUGGCUGAUUUCGGAUUGGCAUCACAAUUUAAAAGGAAUGAUGGAACUAUUCGUGUUGCUUCUGAUCAAAGGGGAUCCCCUGCUUACAUGGCUCCUGAGAUCUUAUAUUCGAAAGGUGGAUACUACGCCAAUUCAACAGAUAUUUGGUCAAUUGGUAUUCUACUCUUUGUACUAUUGACAGGAGAAAUACCCUGGGAGUUGCCAGUAAUGGAAGAGAAGAAUUUUGCAUGUUUUAUCCAGAACAACGGUAAUCUAAACUUAGGCCCAUGGGCAAAAAUCGAUUUCUCUCAUCUUAAUCUUCUCCGGAAGAUGCUUCAACCUGAUCCAAAGAAAAGAGCCUCUCUAAAAAUAUUAAGAACACAUCCAUGGUUUACCAAAGGUGUACGUUUUGCAAAUUCUGAAGGAUUAUGUAAGGAUCCUGCAGUUCUUGCCAAAAAAUUAUUAUCUAACUUACGUAUCUCGCUGAGUAAUGAAACAUACGAACGGUUUACUCAAGACGUUUCUUACUCAAAGCAACACUUUUCAGCCUUCAGCUCAACUCAACCAGUCGCUAGUGAUCUAGCUCAAAUAGAGCAUGAUUAUAUGAAUGUUAACGCUUUAACGAACACUCAAACUGCAUUUACCCAAUACCCAUUCGACAACAGGGCAGAAACAUUAAUGUCACAAGAAGCAAAAUGGACUCAAUUCAUCAGUCACGAUUUUGCAGCAUUACAAUUUUCCGAUGAAAGUAACGCAACAAAGAAUACUACCCCACAUUUGCAUUUUAAUCCUAAUAGACUUACCAAAUUUUAUACUGUCGAAAGCUUUGAAACAAUAUUCCCAGUUUUAGAAAAAUCACUAUAUUUAGCUGGUAUAAAAGUUAAACCCGAUUUGUAUGGCAGUUUCUCUGAAUUAAUAUCAGAAUUAGGCUAUGAGAAGGUCGUCCCAUUAGUAAUUAAUAUCAAGACACAUGACAGAAGAGGCGGCACAUUAGUAGGAUCGUUAGCUAUUCUCAAUGUUGACGAAGAUCUGAAAAGUAUAGGAUUUGAUAGAAAAUCAGGAGAUCCAUUGGAAUGGAGACGUCUAUUCAAAAAAGUUGCCUUAUUUUGUAGGGAUAUUAUUCUGAUUCCUAAUUAA